Molecule: messenger RNA, 971 nt
Organism: Arachis ipaensis
Lineage: Eukaryota; Viridiplantae; Streptophyta; Magnoliopsida; Fabales; Fabaceae
Product: 14-3-3 protein 10-like
Source: RefSeq, a predicted model, not a curated record
UAUUUCAAAUCUUGAAACUAAAGGUAGUCAAAGUCAAACUAAAUCACAAAAGAUUUACUAGGGUUACUCGAGUGCUAUAAAUCUGUAACUAAAUCUCAACAAACAAACAUUAGUAAACUCAAUCAAGCUAAGGCUUGAUUCUCUUCUCGUCUUCAUCAUCAUGAAUGCAAAGAAGCCAUCAAGGGAAGAAUCCAUAUUCUUAGCAAAGGCAGCACAAGCUGCAGAGAGAUACAAGGAUAUGGUGGACUUCAUGAAGACUCUAGUCCUUUCGAUCACUCCAGCUGACGAGCUUACGGAGGAAGAAAGAAAUCUUGUAUCGUCAGCUUACAAGAACAUGAUCGGUCCUCUUCGCACGGGGUGGUGCAUUGUUUCGGCAAUCGAGAAUAAAGAAAACAGCAGCGAAGACGAGAAGCGCGCUGACAUGGCCAGGGCAUAUAAGUUGGAUUUGGAGUCCAAGAUGUCAGGCGUGUGCAAUGAUAUUCUUGGACUCCUGGAGUCCAACUUGCUGCCCUCGGCCGCAGCUAGCCACUCUAGGGUUUUUUAUUUGAAGAUGAAAGGUGACUAUAUUAGAUACUUGUUGAAGUUUGCGGUUGGCGAUGAUAGAAAGAGAUCUGCUGAUGCGGCCAUGGAGGCUUAUACGGCGGCUCAGGAUAUUGCUGUAGUGGAUCUUCCGCCUUCUAGUCCAAUAAGAUUAGGUCUCAUUCUCAACUUCUCAGUGUUCUGCCAUGAAAUCCUCAAUGAGCCUGAUAAAGCUUGUGACAUGGCUAAACAGGGUAUUGAAGAAGCAAUUGCAGAAAUAAAAACAUUAGAAAAGCCGCCAAACAAAGAUACCACUCUUAUAAUUCAACUCUUAAGAGAUAAUCUCUCCGGUUGGACCACUGAGGACAAAAUUGAAGAUCUCAUCGCCAAUUUUCUGAAAUAAUCAUAUAUGGGUCUACAAAUGAAAAUUUAUAUUCAUGGUUAGAUUUUAA